This is a messenger RNA of Aureobasidium pullulans EXF-150, 828 nucleotides long. RefSeq lists its product as uncharacterized. Bases 1 to 828 code for a protein of 275 amino acids. The transcript has a single exon. NCBI's taxonomy places the organism in Eukaryota, Fungi, Ascomycota, Dothideomycetes, Dothideales, Saccotheciaceae. The record is from RefSeq and is a predicted model, not a curated record.
AUGCCUGGAUCACACGAUCUGAGCGAGAAGAAUCUCCGCAUGCACGAGCACAUCGUCGGUACGGAAAGAACCACGCAGCACAUUGUCAGGACUGUCACCUCGGUACCUGCCGCAAAGAAGAGCGCAAGACCGCCAGCCAAACCAGAGACUGUCGCCCGCUCCAAGGCAGCUUCCAAGGCGGGCUCGAAGGCGGACUCGAAGGCGGGCUCGAAGCACGAGACUUCGAAACAGGAAAAGGAGGUGCUGGUUGUCACCGUCAUCGAGGAAGAUGAUGAUGAAGUCGGCCUACCUCCCCCGGCUCCCUCAGUGGCUCAUGCUUCUAGCAAACACGACUCCAAGAAGGCUACCUCGGCCAAGCCUGCAGCUUCCGUAGCAUCCCGUCACUCACACCACAGUCAUCACGACAGAAGAGAUAUAUUCCACAUACCUGCCGGCAUUCCUCCCCCACCUGGCUUCUCCAAGAUGCCCGACUUCCCUAGCAUGCCACCAAUGCCGCCUAUGCGCGAGAUCCCCGAGAUCGACGUGGUGGCGGGUCACGAGAUGGCACUGAUGCAUAUGCCUCCACCACCUCCAGCAAGAUCUGUGGCGUCUGGUGCAUCAAGAAAAGUGGCCCACAGAUAUCCUACAUCACACGUCAGCCACCACAGCAAGAUCAGCCACCACAGUAAGAUGAGCAGCAAAUCAAAGGCCAUAGAAGCCGGCGCUGGAGGCAAGACAGAGUCAGAACUCCUGGAUGUUCUCGUGGAGGAAGUGCACGAAGUGACUAGACGCCGCUUCGUAGUCAAGAUGCCAGGAGACAAGGUCAGAGAGUGGGGUUUCAGAGAUUGA